Molecule: messenger RNA, 2550 nt
Organism: Blepharisma stoltei
Lineage: Eukaryota; Ciliophora; Heterotrichea; Heterotrichida; Blepharismidae
Source: the annotation of a GenBank genome assembly
AUGUCAAACAAAACUACUCAGUAUUUCAACCAAGAAAAUGUUAUCCUUAUUGACUGGGUCAAUUCUUUAAGCAUCCCCUCAUGCUUGCUGGUGUCAAAUUCCAACGAUUUAAAAGGCGGCUGUGCUUUGUGUGACAUUGCAGCCCAAAUUCUGAAUAAAAUCCCUUUCCAAAAUAUCUACAGAGACCAAGCUUUGCCAGAGCACAAAGCUAUUCACAAUUUGCGAGUCCUUAUCAAAGAAAUCAAAGGAAUUUUGCCUGAAAGUCUAAGAAAUCUGACUGCGGAGCUGCUUUACCAAGACGAUUCCAAAAUUUUUGCGCUCUUAAAAUGGUUUGUCAGGGUUCUUGACAUGCCUUUUUAUGAUAAGCUUCGUUCCAUAUUCAGAAGAAUCCAAACCGAAGGACGUGUAAUUUUUACCCAGGAAUCCGAAAUGACUGACCGUCCAAGAAUUUCCGAGUCAAACGAACGCAUCACAACUCCCUCCUUAUCAACUGUAAAGCCAACCCUGGGAGUAAACAAGCAGCUGAUGAGCACAUACGAGGAUUUAAAAAUGAAAAACCUCAAUCAAGUGCUAAACAGCACUGACGACAGGCCAAACCAAGUUUCAAAAAGACUGUUUGAGCCCUUAGCAUAUAAAGGGACUAAUCUUGUCAGUCUACUCAAAGAUCUGCAUGUUAUAGACGCAAAUUCGUCUGAUGGCGACUUUAUGAACCUAUGCACAAAUGGAGUUUUAUUUGGAGACCUAGUAAAUGUGCUGGAAGGAAGGGAAGAAAAAGUAAAAGGAAUUAAUAGAAAAACAAGAACGCCGACAGAUAAAGCUGCUAAUAUAAGCAAGGCGCUUAAGUAUUUAAGAGGAAUGUCAAAGAUGGACAGCACUUAUCUGUGGAGUGAAAAAGAAAUCUUAGCUGGGAAUAUUGAAGUCAUUUUAGGGCUGAUUUAUCAGAUUUUGACGUUCUAUAGAAGAAUUCCUAGAAAUGAGCAACAAUUGUUGGUGCCGAGAACUCCCAGAGAGCCGAAACAUGACUUUGAGCCAAUUUUGACAAGAAAUAGCGACGUGUUAUCAUCAUCAAAAUCGGUGAAAAAAUUAAAUAGAGAGUAUCCUUCACUGCUUGUGACUCCUACAUAUGAAAAUAUUCAUACAGCUCCUAUCAUGAUUACUCAAGAAAUUAUUGAUAGGACUAUUGAUUGGCUUGUCUCAUUAGAGUUAGGACAUCUUAUAUCAACUCAGAGUAGGGAGUUUACUACUGAUAACUUAAGGAAUGGGGUGCUAUUCUGUGAGCUUGCUUCGAUUAUCACAAAGAUACCAAAUCUGGUUAAAUACAAAACUCCCAGGACUCUUGCUGAAGCUAAAGAAAAUAUUGAAAUUGCUUUUAAUACCUUAAGAGAAGUGGCACGAGAAGUCCCAGUUUCAUUUUUUUAUCAGGCAGAAAACGUUAUAAAAGGUGAUAUUAACGCUAUUUGGGGACUUCUCUGCCAUUUGAUGCUGAGUUAUCCUAAUUUAUUGCCUAUUUCUCCUAACAUAGCUGAGUUGCCUUAUUUUCCUCUACAAAUUCAAGAAUUGGAAGCAUCACUUUUAGACUGGAUUAUGUCCUUAGGCGUUGUCGACAGAAAUAACGCUCCUUCUACUUUCCAAGAGCUUAUCCCUGACUUAAUUUCUGGCGUCCUCUUAUGCGACCUCGUAAGCCGAAUCCUAGAAAAGCCAAUAACAGGGAUAUUCCGUUCCCCCAAAACUGAGCAAUUAGCCUUAUCCAAUAUCAAGCGUGCGCUGGCUCCUUUAAGAAUUGAACGAAGAAUGAGCUUAAAGUACGUCUUCAGCGAAGCUGAAAUUCUUAAAGGAAAUUUAGGGGUAAUAUUAGGACUCCUAGAGGACCUAAGAAGAUUUUCUGAUGGACUUCCUCCACGUAAAAGAGGCACUAACUAUCAUAGCAACGGCCCUUAUCUUGGAUCAGCCUUAUCCAGGAGUACCUCAGCACAGAAACUCAACCAAAGCAAGUUGCUGACAAAUGUUGAGGAUUCUCCUAUGGUUUCUCCUAUAUAUAGUCCACGCUUUUACUUGUCUAAAGAAACCGCAGGCUCUCAAUCACGAAGGCUACUGUCUACAGAAAGGUCAGCUUUGUCUAUUUUCAAAAGCUUGAACAGCAGCUCAGAAGAAGCCAAAUAUCAAUGUCCUGAGGGCUUUUCCUGGCUAGAGCAUUUAAAUAUAAAGCUUCCUGAAAAUUUGAACUUAGAAGCAGACAAUAUACAGGAAUUUCGGACUGGCCUUUUCUUAUGCGAAAUUAUAUCAAAGCUGGAGAGAAACCCUAUUGAAGGGAUGCAUUAUAAAGUAAGCAGCCAAGCUGCAUGUCGGCAUAAUAUAGCUAAAGCGUUUCAGAUUUUGAGGACCAAGCCUUCAUUUCCAAGCGAGCUUUAUUUUUGUGAAGAUUUUGUGUACUGCGGAGAUGCAAAAACUAUUAGAAAAGUGCUAAGGGCGAUAUACAAAGUUUAUAGGAGAACAAUUAGCAACUUCAUCAGCUUUAGUAGAAGAAAAAAUUCAAAAUUAGCUGUUGAAUAA